Yamadazyma tenuis ATCC 10573 is the source of this 924-nucleotide messenger RNA. The record is from RefSeq and is a predicted model, not a curated record. NCBI's taxonomy places the organism in Eukaryota, Fungi, Ascomycota, Pichiomycetes, Serinales, Debaryomycetaceae.
AUGACGUCUCCUGACAAUCACAGGUGUACUACAACAUUCAAACUCAACAACGGAACUUCCAUUCCAGCUAUUGGAUUGGGAACCUGGAAAGCCAGAGAUGAGGAAAGCUAUGAGUCGGUAAUCCAUGCCCUAAAGUCCGGAUACAGACACAUUGACACUGCUGCUGCGUACGCCAACGAGGCUCCUGUCGGAAAAGCCAUCAAAGAUUCGGGAAUUCCCCGGUCUGAAGUUUAUGUGACCACCAAAUUGUGGUGCACUAGGCACAAUGAGCCCGUCAAGGCAUUGAAAGAGUCUCUUGAAAAGUUGGGUUUGAAGUAUGUGGAUUUGUAUUUGAUGCAUUGGCCCGUUCCUUUGAACCCUCAAUCAGGCGAAAAAUUCCCCAUGUUGCCCAAUGGUAAGAGAGACAUUGUGUUCGAUUGGAGUUUUGUAAAGACAUUUGAGUUGAUGCAAGAAUGUGUAAAAUUGGGUCUCGCUAAAUCGAUUGGUGUAUCCAACUUCUCAAUCAAAAACUUGAAAACUCUUUUAGCCGCCAACCUUGAAAUCAAGCCGGUUGCUAACCAAGUGGAACUCCACCCACAAUUACCUCUCUUGGAAUUGGCUGAUUUUUGCAAGCAACACCAGAUUGUCUUGGAAGCUUAUUCUCCUUUAGGAUCGGACGGUGCUCCCGUCUUGAAAGACGAGACUAUCAUCAAGUUGGCAGCAAAGUAUCAAGUGGCUCCAUCAGUGAUUGUGUUCAGUUGGUUGGUUGCUCGUGGAAUCUGUGGUUUACCAAAGUCCAUCAACCCUCUGAGAAUUGAACAGAAUUUGUUGGUGAUCGACCUUGCACCUGAGGACGUUGAGACCAUCAACAAUAUCCACAAGAAGAAGUCCAUUCGUUACAUCAACCCUGAUUGGGACCCAGUUGAUGUCUUUAGUGAAGUCUAG